UUCAUUUUUGUAGAGUUAAUUAGAUGGAAGAUUACGAAUAAACCCCACAUAUUAUGAAUAAACGCGCUUUACUAAUUAAUAAUAACAAAAUCGCGUCGAGGGCAGAAGUAGGAAUUAAGCAAGUAGACAGACGCAUUAAAUAAAAGUUGCGUUUCUCUGUGCCAGCACAAUAGCACAUUGUUCGUUGCUUCACUGCUCAAGCUCCCUCUUCAUAUCUUUUUGCAGUUUCUUCUUUCUCGCGUUGAUUCGGUUUCUUUUUUUUUUUUUUUCGAUUGUCGACUAAGUGUUCGACGAAAUGCCUGAACGAUGCUCUCGUUCAUAAGCUCUUCCUACACCCACAUUCCAAACUCCCACCACGUCUUCCCGUCUUUGAACACUCCUCUCGUCCCCUCUUUGAUUUUCGAGUAUAACCCCAAGAAAAGGGACUACAGAGCUGCGAUUUCGAGCCGGUAUUUGGGUUUUACAGAAGCGAGGCGGCCGGGGAAUUUUCAGAGAUAUCUUGGUGAUUCUUGGCGUUGCUGGUGUAAUCUGAGUGGAGGGGACGCGGAAUUGGAGGCGGAGAUAAUGGAUUUCAUGGCGAAAUCCGAGAAGCCGGCGAUGUUUCCGACCAGGAAAGAGUUAAUCGCCGCCGGCAGAAUCGAUUUGGCGGAGGCUGUUAAGAAGAGGGGCGGGUGGUUUUCGCUCGGUUGGGAAGAAGAAAAUGUGGGCGAUGAUAAUGUUGAGGAAGCCGUGGAUUUUGAUGUCGGGGAGUUCCGUAGGAGAGUUGAGAGCUGUAAAGAGAGUGCUUCUAUGAGAGAAAAGGACGAUGAUUCUUUUUCUCGGGGUGACGAAGAAGAUGGCUUUUCUGACGAGGUAAAAUCGGAAAAUGGAAAUCAGGAUUCUCUGCAAUCGGCUGAUUCGUCGUCGUUGAGUAAAUCAAUGCUUAGGGAAUUUGGUCCUGAUGUAGAUUCCGGGAUUGAGGGUAUAUUGAGUAGAUUGGAGAAGCACAGGAAUAGCAAUUUUGGAAUCGAUUUAGGCAAAAAUGGAUAUGAAGCUCAUGCCGAAAGUAAAGAGGAAGCAGAUGCCAUGCAUUUAGGUGUUGCUGUCAGGACUGACAUUGGAGAAAAUGGUAGCCCAAACGACGAACCAGAAACUUGGAGAACUUGGAGCCAUAAGCGAGCAGGGCUCCAAAAGUUUGAAGCUGCUGAGAUUUCUUUCGGCAAAAAUGGAGUGGAAAGUGAUAAAGAAAUUUCUCAUGAUGGAAUAACCGUAACCACUGAAAAACCCGCAGAGAUGAAUUACAAUCAAAUACGAGCUCGUCUUCCGUCUGAACUUACAACAACUCUUCAUUCCAUAAGAUCUAAAAGGGAGGAUCACAUUUCACGGGAGGUAACUGCAAAUUCUAGUGAUUUGCGGAAGUUUUCUGAUGCAUGGGAGUUCCAAGAAAACGAGUUCAUGAGAGCUAAAGAGCGAUUGAGAUCUAUAAAAGCCAAUCUAGCUGUACUCGAGGGGAAAAUGGCAUUAGCAAUAAUUGAUGCGCAAAAGCUAGUCGAAGUGAAGCAGAAACGGAUAGACGGUGCCCAUAAAGCUUUGCAACUUCUCAGAAGCACCUGCAUAGUUUGGCCUAAUUCAGCUUCCGAGGUUCUAUUAGUCGGUUCUUUCGAUGGAUGGACAACUCAGAGGAAGAUGGAGAAAUCAAGAACAGGCGUCUUUUCUGUGCGCUUAAUGCUGUAUCCAGGGAGAUACGAGAUCAAGUUUGUCGUUGACGGUGUUUGGAGAAUUGAUCCUCUGCGGCCCAUCACCAAGAACCACGGGCAUGAAAAUAACGUUUUCGUUGUGAAAUGAACGCACAAUUUUGCAUACAAUAGGAAGAAUGUUUCUGCACAGAAAAAAAGAACUAUCAAGAUCUCGUGAUUCUUGCCUUGUAUUGUAACUUGGCAAUGCGAAAACCUCGACAAUUCGAUUAUCAUUAGGAAAUUCUUGAUUCUUGUGUA
Erythranthe guttata (spotted monkey flower) is the source of this 1973-nucleotide messenger RNA. Its product is annotated as 5'-AMP-activated protein kinase-like protein. NCBI's taxonomy places the organism in Eukaryota, Viridiplantae, Streptophyta, Magnoliopsida, Lamiales, Phrymaceae. The record is from RefSeq and is a predicted model, not a curated record.